Messenger RNA from Apaloderma vittatum (bar-tailed trogon), 210 nucleotides. Its product is annotated as oxytocin-neurophysin 1-like. The annotation marks the transcript as partial. Gene Ontology annotation, molecular function: neurohypophyseal hormone activity. Gene Ontology annotation, cellular component: extracellular region; secretory granule. The record is from RefSeq and is a predicted model, not a curated record. The transcript is spliced from 2 exons. Lineage: Eukaryota; Metazoa; Chordata; Aves; Trogoniformes; Trogonidae.
AUGCCCUGCAAGGCGCUCGCCCUCAGCUUCCUGGGGCUCCUGGCUCUCUCCUCCGCUUGCUACAUCCAGAACUGCCCCAUCGGGGGCAAACGCGCCGUCCUGGACAUGGACAUCAGGAAGUGCCUGCCCUGCGGUCCCCACAACAAAGGCCGCUGCUUCGGUCCCAACAUCUGCUGCAGCGAAGAGCUGGGCUGUUACAUGGGCACCUCG